Molecule: messenger RNA, 3754 nt
Organism: Rosa chinensis
Lineage: Eukaryota; Viridiplantae; Streptophyta; Magnoliopsida; Rosales; Rosaceae
Product: pentatricopeptide repeat-containing protein At1g71420
Exons: 3
Coding region: 91-2379 (762 amino acids)
Biological process (GO): RNA modification
Molecular function (GO): protein binding; zinc ion binding; RNA binding
Source: RefSeq, a predicted model, not a curated record
AAUUUAUUAAGCAAAUGGAAAAUUUGGAGCAACGUAUCUCUCUUCCUUCUCUCAAGCUCUAAGUCAGCGACACCAACUAACAGUAGCGUGAUGCUACGGCCAUGUGCUCGCUUGUGUCUCCUAUCUCGUAGAACAUUUAGCUCAGUCAACCUUCCUGUCCUUCCCACACAGCCCAGCCUCACCCUGCAAACAAAUAAUCUGCUUGGUGAAGUGCGAGCCCUGGCUACGCGGGGGCAACUCAACGAAGCACUCUCACUCUUCUACACUCUUCAACCGCCACCAACACAAACUCACUGCAACCAAACCUACGCCACUCUCUUCCACGCAUGUGCUCGCCACAACUCCCUCCAACAAGGCCUUUUUCUGCACCAUUACAUGCUUGCGCACAACCCCAUCACUCCUCAUCCCGACCUCUUUAUCUCCAACCACCUCAUUAACAUGUACGCGAAAUUUGGCUACCUAGACCAUGCCCACCAACUAUUCGAUGAAAUGCCCAGGAGAAACCUCGUCACAUGGACCGCUCUCAUUUCUGGGUACGCACAGCGGGGUCGAGCUGAAGCUUGUUUUCGUUUAUUUGCUGCCAUGUUGGUGCAUUACCUCCCGAAUGAGUUUGCAUUUUCCAGCGUGCUAAGUUCGUUUGCCGAUAGUGAUGGCGGAUAUGGCCGGCAGGUACACGCCCUCGCUUUGAAAAUGUCCUUGGAUGCUUGCGUUUACGUUGUGAAUGCUCUCAUCACCAUGUAUAGCAAGGUGUGUGAUCAUGGAGGUGUGUUUGACGUUAGUAGAGACGAGGCGUGGAAGGUGUUUAGAAGCAUGGAAUCCCGGAAUCUUAUAACCUGGAAUUCCAUGAUUGCAGGGUUUCAGUGUCGUGGACUGGGAGCUCAAGCUAUUGAUCUGUUUGUACAGAUGCACGUUGAUGGACUUGAGUUUGACCGUGCCACACUUCUCAGCGUUUUUUCUUCCUUGAAUGGAGUAAAUGGCAUUGAUGAUAUAGUGGUCACUAAGUUUUGUUAUCAACUGCAUUGUCUGGUUAUCAAAACCGGGUUUAUAUUAGGAAUUGAAGUGGUCACUGCAUUAGUUAAAGCUUAUUCAGAUCUUGGAGGGGAUGUUGCUGAGUGUUACAGGCUUUUCUCUGAGACAAGCUGUCAUCGGGAUAUUGUAGCGUGGACAGGCAUUAUGACAAUAUUUUCCGAGCGGGACCCUGGAGAAGCACUCUCCCUUUUUCGUCAAUUACGCAGGGAGAAUUUGGCUCCAGACAGGUAUACCUUCUCAAUUGUUUUAAAAGCCUAUGCAAGCCUUGCAACCAAGCGCCAUGCCUCGGCGGUUCAUUCUCAAGUUAUCAAAGGCGGGUUUGGGGGUGACACAGUCCUUGCAAAUGCCUUAAUCCAUGCCUAUGCUCGGUGCGGCUCCAUUUCCUUGUCUAAGCAAGUUUUUGAUGGAAUUGAGUUUCGUGAUGUUGUUUCGUGGAACACAAUGCUCAAGGCUUAUGCCUUGUAUGGACAAGCUGCAGAGGCACUGCAGCUUUUUUCACAAAUGGACAUUAGACCUGAUUCUGCUACCUUUGUUUCUCUCCUCUGUGCUUGUAGCCAUGCUGGACUGGUAGAAGAAGGAUCCAGAAUCUUUGACUCCAUGCUUGAGAGAUACGGAAUUGUACCUCUAUGUGAUCAUUAUGCAUGCAUGGUUGACAUUCUUGGUCGAGCAGGACGAGUUGGUGAGGCUGAGAAGCUUGUGAGUAGAAUGCCAAUGAAGCCCGAUUCCGUAGUUUGGAGUGCACUCCUUGGAUCUUGUAGGAAGCAUGGAAAUACACAGUUGGCCAAGUUAGCAGCUGAUAGACUGAAGGAGUUGGCUCCAGAGGGUUCAUUAGUUUAUGUACAAAUGUCAAACAUAUAUAGCUCUGAUGGUAACUUUGGUGAAGCGGGCCUAAUUAGGAAGGAAAUGAAAGGGUCUCGAGUGAAAAAGGAACCUGGAUUAAGCUGGAUUGAGAUCGGAAAUCAGGUGCAUGAGUUCUCCUCUGGAGGCCGACGCCAUCCAGAAAGGAAUCUUAUAAGCAGAAAACUAAAAGAACUGAUUGGACGGUUAAGGGAAAUUGGUUAUGUUCCAGAUACACGCUCAUCCUUGCAUGAUGUGGAAGAGGAGCACAAAGAGGAGCAAUUGUACCAUCAUAGUGAGAAGCUAGCUUUAGUGUUUGCCAUUAUGAAUGAAAGCAGUUUACAUUGCGGUAGGACUGCUAUAAAAAUAAUGAAGAAUAUCAGAGUAUGCGUGGAUUGCCACAACUUCAUGAAGUUGGCAUCAAAUCUACUUCAAAAGGAUAUUGUUGUGAGAGACUCAAACCGUUUCCACCACUUUAAAGAUGGCAUAUGUUCUUGCAAUGAUUACUGGUAAGCAGUAACAAAAGCACAUACCUUGCCAAGAUGCCAUGAGUAAGUACAAGAAGAUUAUCAGGCUUCUUAUCUGCAUUUGCAACAUCUCUGGAGGAGGAGGAUGCAAGACAUCCCUGGGUGGUAGUGAUAGCGUGAGCUCUAAGGCCUUGGUUUCUCCAAAUAUUAUAUGCGCAAUUUCUAAUUAUCAGAAGAGAAGGCCAAAUAAGAAGAAGAUCAACAAGAUGAUGAGGAAGAUGCCUAGAGCUCCUCCUUAUGAGGCUAGAAAGGCUGUGUUGUGGAGUAGAUUUUGAGCAGUAGACUACCAGAAAACGGUUCGUAGCUCUCUUUGAUGUCAAGUAUUUAUCUGUUACAUGCACAAUAAAAGCCGAAGUAGCUCAUCUUGCUUGAAGUUAUAUCAUAAUCUGAGGAACAAGUCGACAAAGGGCAUUAUUACUUAACUUUCCGAUUUGUUUUGAAGUAAUCGAGUUAAUCCGAUGUUUAGAUUUGAAGCCCAGUCACUGCAUUGCUUUGGAUUUUGGAAUGCCCAAGUAGAAUAAGGAAGAGACUGCACAAAUGGUGGCCCUCUGUGGCUUAUUUCAAAGUUGCAUCACCUAGUGCAAGCAGCAGAAGGUGGUACUGAUAUAUAUAGUAGCAGAAACCAUGAAGUUUGAUUGAGAAAGCUUAGUCAUCAGAUCAUGCUUGGAGACAAGGGGCUGACCUCGGUUUUUAGCAGGCACUACAUUGAUGUCAACAAUCUUGAUCGAUGUCUUUUGCAAUUAGGUCAUUGUUGUGUAUGGCUAUUGAUGAGUGAAACUGUUUUGCUUCACCAAUCUAAAAGCCUUCUCUAACAAAUGAAGCGAAUUGCUGUCAACAUCAUACAUGAACCACACACUUUGCUGUUUAUAUUUAGGCUUUGAAAAUUGUCCAUCCUGCUCGUGGGCUUCAAGGCUGCGCAAAAGAAGUUGGCAUCAAUUCUACUUCAACAGGAAAUUUAUUGUGAGAGACUCAAAUCCUUCCACCACAAUUUAUGUCGGCAUACGGUCUUGCAAACGACUCUUGGUACAUAACAAACUAGGAGCAACAAACCAAACCAAGCCGGUCGUGCUUGCAUUUAUCUGCAUGCUGUUGAUGCUGGAACUUAUCUCUGAUGUCCUUGGAUCAUUUUGAGCCAAUUUCGACUAUGAUGGACAUUUCAGAAUAGCACAACUAACGCAGAUAUACAUUAGCUUCCGUUGCAUUGUUUUACAUUUUGAUGCUUCAUGCCUAGAUGCCUAAUAUAUACUGCUAUACUAAAAGCUCAAAAAGCUUAUUCUUUAUGUAUAGAUGAUGAAUGUCAAAUUCAUCCGAUUAAUCAAGUAAAUGCUGCUGGACUUUUAAAAAAAGCACCUCAAAAAUGA